Paramisgurnus dabryanus is the source of this 2642-nucleotide messenger RNA. RefSeq lists its product as uncharacterized. Lineage: Eukaryota; Metazoa; Chordata; Actinopteri; Cypriniformes; Cobitidae. The record is from RefSeq and is a predicted model, not a curated record.
UUUCGCUUUACCAGCAUUGUACUUUCACAUUUCUGCUAGGAAGCAGGACGUUUUUAUAUAUGUUCAAGUAAUCAUAAUACCACCAAAAGGGACACUAUCUGAAGAAACAUUAAGAGGCCGUGGUCAUCUUUAGUUGGAACCUGGAGCCCAGUGAUAUGCAGGUCAAUCUUUCGGCUUUGGUUGCCAGUGUGCUGAUGCUGGUGGUUCUGGUCCGGAUCAGUAAGGGAUCCAGUCUAGGUGCAUCUGUUAAUAUUGAACUUUCUCAGGAUGGAUCGCAACAGCUCCGUGCGUAUUACAGUGUGUUGUUCAGUUUGCCAUGUCCAUCUCUGGAUCAGUUGUGCAGUGAAGUGGACUGCAGUGCUCCGGUCAACCCCUCUCCUCUCACAGGUCUUUUACCUUCACCAGGCUGGUGCCUCCAUCAGUGGCAGAAAACCAUUCCCAAAAACUACACCUUAACAUUAAAGCUUGGGUCCAAUGAAGAUGUGUCACUGUAUACAAGAGCUGAUCUGUCCAUCAGAGCGGACACAAACAGCAUCAACCGGCCUCCGUACAUUGCGCUGCCUCCUCCUGUCAGGUUACGUGCAGGUUGCAGUCAGGUAAUCCCUCUGAGCGUGAUGGAUCUGGAUGGAGAUUAUAUCCGCUGUCGUUAUAGGAGGAAUAACCUUGAUGCAUUUUUACAGCUAAAUGAAGAGACGUGUACACUGCUGUAUGAAGGUGGAGCAUCUCCAGGUCUGUAUACAGUGAAGAUUAUAGUCGAGGAUUUUCCUUCAUCUGCGAACAACAAAUCAAAUUCUUUCUCCACUGUAUCUCUACAGCUCACAAUAACAGUUCAGAAUGACGCAGGCUGUCCAGCCCUACCAGAGUUCACAUCUGUAAACCCGGCCGCCGGCCAACUGGUGCACCUGCUGCCCUUUGAGGAUGUCCAUGUCAACAUUACAGUUUACUCAAGAGUACAGGAAUUGACAGAAGUUGCAGUGAUUGGUCCAUCAGACCUCUAUAUAUCAGCCAUGACAACAGCUCUGAACUUCAGAAGAUCCACAACAUUGUCCUGGGUCAGAGGUCCUGAUCCAACAGCACAGCUGAUCUCAGUUUGUUUUGUUGCAAACACUAAGAGCCUGCAGUCUGACAUCAGGUGUUUGUGGCUUCAACAGACGCUAACAGAUCCUUUGCCUCCAGGAACAGAGUUGAAAUGUAAAGAGAGGGAGCGGCAAAUGUCUCUGGUGUUGCCCGUUUCAUUUCUGGAGAAUCUUCAUUUCUCUGAGCUGCACCUGAACGACCCGACCUGUCCGGUGUUUUACAACAGUACACAUAUAACAACAACCUUCUCUUUGAUAGGCUGUGGUACCAAAACACUGCACUUAGGAUCAGAACUAUUGUACACCAACACUUUACGCAGCGUAAAUCCCAACUCGACUAUCACCCGAGCUGCCAGUCUUGUUCUUCCGCUCGCCUGCCGGAUUCCUGCCCACCAACCCCAAAGUCCAAGCUUUAAUAUCUCCAUGCCCACAGAAGUGGAGACAUUCGGUGCCGUUUUCUUCUGGCUCGAGUUCCACAUUCCUGGCGAGGGACCCAUGGCCGCUGAUACACGACAUGCACGUUUGCGCAGUUUACAGCCUGUGCAUAUGGCUCGAGAUCUCCAGCGUGCUGGCAAGACAAACAUACUGGACCUACAUGUAUUUUCCAACUGUUCAUUGGCCCGUGCUGAGCUCAUGGUGAGCCGAUGUGUUGAGUCGGAGUCAAAAAACUUUCUUCACAUACAGCCCCUGCUGAACCAAGGCUGUGCAUCUGGUAGUGGAACAUCAGAGGUCCUGACGUCAACACCAAGUGUUCGCAUUUACCGCUUAUAUCUCAGUUCUCUGAACAUAAAAGGAGACACAAUGUAUGUUGAGUGUGAAGUGCAUCUUUGUGCGGCCACCAAAAAAACGCAGAGAUGUGCAGAUCCAUGUACAAAAUCAUCGGAGCGGACACUAGUCGAUAGUGUUCUAACCCACAACUAUAAAAUCCGCUCAGGGCCAGUUUCUUUGAUGAACAAAACCACAGUGUCCAGUACAACCUCUGCUAAACCUACUCAAAACAUGAAACCUAUCGUUCAGCCUGCAACCAGUCAGUCAUCAGGAACCCUGGCCUUCUGCAGUCCUGGUCAAAGUCUGUUCUGGAUAUUUGCUGUGACCCUGUUGACUUUCCUCAUAAAGUCAUGAUGUGUUUUCACAUCACAAAAAUUAUUUUGAAGAACCGAACACUGACUUCUCAAAAUCACAAUCACAGUAUAUUUUAGAAAAUGCUAUGUCAUUGUAAGCACAUAAAAAGCAAAUAUUAUAAGCAAAAACAUGUCAUACAUAUGUCUAAUCAUUACAAUUUAACACCUAAAACAUAAAGCAAUGCACAACGGUAAACUGAAAUACACUGUUGUUGUUAAAAAUGUCUUCAUUAGUACAAAUUAGUAUUUUUUGUAUAUUAAGGUAAAUCUAAAUGUACUCAAGUGUGCUAUUCUGGGACACCAAUUGAUUUUAGUGGAUUUAAAUGAAUGAAGUAUUACUGGUAUUAAGUUGACUUUUUGAAGUGCACUAAAGUAGAACUAUACUUUGAUAUUUUUGUGCUAAAUAAAAGUGUAAAAGUUAUACACUACAAAUAUUCUCAAUGUA